AUGACAUACCUACCUUGGGUCUAUCGUGUAUGCCAUGUUAUGUACUGUCCAGAUGUAUUGUACGCUUUAAGCCUGACAAGUUGGUACCAAGUUGAUCGCGGUGAAAGUCAUUGGAUCGCAGUUAAAGAUAUCCUUAAGUACUUCAGAAGGACUAAGAAUACAUUCCUUAUAUAUGGAGGUGAGGAAGAGCUGAGUGUAAAAGGUUACAUUAAUGCUAGCUUCCAAACUGAUAAGGAUGAUUCAUUAUCGCAAUCGAGUUUUGUGUUUGGCCCUAAUGGUGGCGCUGUGAGUUGGAAAAGUUCAAAGGAAGAUACAGUAGUUGAUUAUACAACUAAGGCCAAGUACAUUACAACUAGUAAGGCUGCAAAGGAGGUUGUUUGGAUCAGUUAUACUAUGAAGACUGAUGUUGGGUAUGCCACAAUGUAUGUAGUGGAAGAUGAUUGA
Molecule: messenger RNA, 444 nt
Organism: Gossypium raimondii (Peruvian cotton)
Lineage: Eukaryota; Viridiplantae; Streptophyta; Magnoliopsida; Malvales; Malvaceae
Product: secreted RxLR effector protein 161-like
Exons: 2
Coding region: 1-444 (147 amino acids)
Source: RefSeq, a predicted model, not a curated record